AUGAUCAACAACUACCCUUUGUUACCUAGGUUUUUAUUCCCUAGUUCCUGCUCAGGGAAGAGGGGCUGGUCCCCACAGCUGACAGAAGCUUCUGGAAAGUUCCGUGGGUCUCUGGUAGCAGCUGUGGGAGGGCUCCAGGUAAUGGCACCAUUUCCGGGCCCAGCCGCCCCUCACAGCCGGGUAACGGUGGGGGACAGAGCGGGACUCAGCUCCAGGGUACACCGGGGCCAUCAACUUUUGAGGAAAAAGAAGCUGUUUCGGUGCCCGCUAGCCCUGCGCUUUUCAGGAAGAAGAGGAAAUGACUGGGUGGUGCCAUGCGCCUUGUUGCGGCCAUCAACUUUUGAGGAAAAAGAAGCCAUUUCGGUGCCUGCUGGCCCUGCACUUUUCAGGAAGAAGAGGAAAUGGCUGGGUGGUGCCAUGCGCCUUGUUGGCACAUCCCCAGGGAGACAGUGUCCAACGGGAUCCUUUCUUGAAUUUAGAAGACGAAUAAAAUUACAAGAGCAGUACCAAGUUUCUGAUACCUGUAUAAGCCGAGUUUUCAGCUUUUGGUGUGGCAAUUUGGCAAGUGUUAUACGGUAUUUCCCAACACAGGCUCUAAACUUUGCUUUUAAGGACACAUACAAACAGAUUUUCAUGUCCAAAGUGGAUGAAGAAAAACAGUUCUGGAAAUGGUUUUUGGCAAACCUGGCUUCUGGCGGAGCAGCAGGAGCAACAUCCAUGUGGGUAGCGUACCCAUUAGACUUUGCACAAACUCAUUCAGCUGCUGAUAUUGGGAAAGAUGCCACUGAGCGACAGUGCCAGAGAUUUCGUGACUGCGAUAUUAAAAUUGCAAAGACGGAUGGAAUUCCUGGCCUGCACCAGGGUUUUUGUGUUUGAGUACAGGGAAUUAUUGUACACCGAGCCUCCUAUUUUGGAUGUUAGGAUACCAUUGAGGGAUUAUUGCCAAAUCCACAACAAACUUCAUUCAUUCUUUCCUUUUUCAAUGCUCAAGUUGUGACUACAUUCUCAGGAAUGCUGUCUUAUCUUUUUGACGCUGUCAGGAGACGCAUGAUGAUGCAGCGCAGGGAGACUGAAUGUCAAGAUAAAGGAACCGUGGACUGCUUUAUGAAAAUACACGAGCCAGAGGGGCUUAAUGCUUUCUGCCUUGGAGCAUUCUCCAACAUCCUCCGUGGAACCGGAGGAGCCUUAGUGCUAGUUCUUGACAAAAUUAAGGACAUUUUUAACCUCAAUGUUUCAGAGAGUUCAGGACCUGAUUAA
Messenger RNA from Charadrius vociferus (killdeer), 1257 nucleotides. RefSeq names its product solute carrier family 25 (mitochondrial carrier; adenine nucleotide translocator), member 31 (gene SLC25A31). NCBI's taxonomy places the organism in Eukaryota, Metazoa, Chordata, Aves, Charadriiformes, Charadriidae. Gene Ontology annotation, biological process: mitochondrial ADP transmembrane transport; mitochondrial ATP transmembrane transport. Gene Ontology annotation, cellular component: mitochondrial inner membrane. Gene Ontology annotation, molecular function: ATP:ADP antiporter activity. The record is from RefSeq and is a predicted model, not a curated record.